Molecule: messenger RNA, 1227 nt
Organism: Rana temporaria (common frog)
Lineage: Eukaryota; Metazoa; Chordata; Amphibia; Anura; Ranidae
Gene: EEF2KMT
Product: eukaryotic elongation factor 2 lysine methyltransferase
Exons: 9
Coding region: 155-1144 (329 amino acids)
Source: RefSeq, a predicted model, not a curated record
CGUGGCUCUGUCUGCUCCAUGUGGGAGCGUGUUGUUCUGUCAUAUUUUCCAACCGAGGGAUCUGCGCAUACGCGAGCGUGGCCACGCGAUCGUCUAGCUCAUUCACGUCGGCGGUGUCACUGAGCAGAACGGAGAUCCCUAUUGAUAUAUCUGUAUGGACAUUACAGAGAAUACAUUGUGUGAUGCAUUCCAACGCUACUUUUUCUGCUGCAGGCAGAUUGGUUCUUUGCCAUGGCAGGACCUGGCACAGCAGCAACCAUCUUUGAUAUUGAAAAUUUUAGAAAAGACUGUUAAUCAUCCAUUAUGCCGAUCGUACCCUCCUUCUUUGCAGUACAGAAGAUUGUUCUUGUUGGAGUUGAUCAAAAAGCAUGAAAGUACUGAAGCAGAACCUCAAGAUGAAUUAUACAAUGCACUUGCUGACGUCUUAAACACAGAACAAACUACAAAGUGCCACAAAAGUUACUUUCUGCCGUCAGGGGGCACUGUGACACUAUGUGAAAGCACAGCAAUAAUCUCAGAAGGGACUACAGGUUUAGUGACAUGGGACGCAGCUCUCUUCUUAGCAGAAUGGGCUAUUGAAAAUGUUGAUAUCUUCAGAAAUCGAACUGUAUUAGAGCUUGGAAGUGGAAUUGGACUGACAGGACUGGUUAUAUGCAAGAGCUGUUUUCCUAAGAAAUACAUGUUCAGCGAUUGUCACCAGAAGGUGCUUUCGAAGCUUAGAGAAAAUAUUCACUUGAAUGGCUUUGUGCUUACUGAUGAAGAUGAUUACACAAAAACUCCUGAAAGAGUAAAAGAUUCAGAUACUGUUCAGAUGUCAGUUUUAGAACUGGAUUGGGAGUCCAUUAAAGAACAACAGCUUUCACACAUUGAUGCUGAUGUGAUAAUUGCAGCAGAUGUUGUAUACGACCCUGAUGUAAUAACAUCAUUCUCAAACAUCCUGUGCAAACUUCUGCUCUGUAAAAAAGUUGAAAAGCGGUUGCAUAUCUUUGUAGCUUCUACAGUUCGCAACUCAGAAACCUACAAACUGUUUCAGACAAAACUAGAUGAGGCUGGACUGAAGUGGCAAAUUGUUGCUAAUCAUAAAAAAAAUAUUUUUGUAUAUGAUGCAAAUUGCACUAUACAUAUUCUUCGGGUUUCAAUAUAAAUGUAAAUAUUUUAAAAUAUUGGUGUUUUUGUACAUAUUUUUUACAUUUAUGUUUUAGUAUUAAAAAUACCAUUUAAGUCUUU